CUAAGAUAAGAGGCUGUAUUGAUGAUGUCUUCCUCUUGUUCUGCAUCACAGGACGGCCGACGCUUCAGACUUCAAGAACCUUCUGACUUUACAUACUGGACAGUCAGUGUGUUUGUUUGUCCUCUCCAGAAGCAUAAGUAAUAUAUCUGUGUCUGUAUUAAAGGUAGUCUGCAUCAUCUCAUCAUCAUCGUCACCAUGAAGACGCUGACUGUCUCUGCACUUGUUUGUGCCAUGAUGGCUCUGGCCGGAGCUGCUGUUCUUCCAGAGGGAGCUCCAGAAGAAGACCAAAUGGCAAAGAGCCAUCUGGUCAAGGGGUCCACGGCGUGUUCCGGGGGCUGGACUUUGUUACACGAUCGCUGUUUCCACUACGUCCCGAGAGCGCUGAGGUGGGCUGAGGCUGAGAAACACUGUGUCUUCAUGGGAGGAAACCUGGCAUCCGUUCACAGCGCCCAGGAGUACCAUUCCAUUCAGGCGCUGAUGAUUAGCACCAGUCAUCAGUACAAAGAAACAUGGAUUGGAGGAUCUGAUGCAGAAGAGGAGAAACAAUGGUUCUGGAGUGAUGGAACUCCUUUCCACUACUUGAACUGGUGUUCUGGAGAGCCGAACAAUAUGCACCAGCAGAAUUGUCUACAGAUGAAUUAUGGAGCUGACAAGUGCUGGGAUGACGACCAUUGCUCCCGUCAAAAGCCAUCCGUCUGUGCCAAGAAGAAGUUGACCGAUCGUGAGGCAUGAAGAACCCCAAAGCUUCCUAUUGCCCAUUUCUCUUUCUAUCGCUGUAGCGCUACUUAAGAAAUGAUAUGACAGGCUACAGGACCAGGAGCUCGAUGGUCUUUGUGCCUUAAUAUGAAUGCUUUUAGCACAACCUUACAUAUACUAUACAUAUAUAAACUUUAUUUCUACAUGCAUUAAUAAAUGGCUCAAGCAUUGAAA
Messenger RNA from Cyclopterus lumpus (lumpfish), 930 nucleotides. Its product is annotated as type-2 ice-structuring protein-like. The record is from RefSeq and is a predicted model, not a curated record. Lineage: Eukaryota; Metazoa; Chordata; Actinopteri; Perciformes; Cyclopteridae. Bases 196 to 732 code for a protein of 178 amino acids. Gene Ontology annotation, molecular function: signaling receptor activity. The transcript has 6 exons.